AUGUGUGUUGCAGACUACUUGCCUGACUUCACUGGCAAACUCCUCGGAGAUGGUCGUUAUGAGCUGACGAAGCUCCUGGGCGCUGGCGCCGCUGGAGUUGUCUAUACUGCUCUCGACCACCACGCCCCGACCUCAUCGAGCGGGGCACCUCUCGAAUGCGCUGUGAAGAUUGUUCAGAAGGCUGGUCCUCUGGAUUCGCAGACAUGGCAGCAGCGAGAGGAAAUCAACAUUCACCAACUCGUGUCGGACGUUCCUCAUGUCCUCACGUUGCACGCCACUUUCGAAGACGCUCAGUUCUUCUACCUCGUCAUGGAACAUCUCGCGGGCGAUAUGUUCCAAAUACUCUACCGUGACGAGCUGCUGUACGCGGGCAACGACGAGCUGGUCCGUUCGGUGUUCGUACAAAUCCUGGAUGCGAUACACGCGUGCCACGAGCGCAAGGUGUUCCACCGUGAUCUCAAGCCGGAGAACAUCCUCUGCAACGCCGACGGAAGCGAGGUGUACAUCGCUGACUUCGGGCUGGCGACCCGACAGGCGCUCAGCUAUACCUUCGGGUGUGGCACAUCAGCCUACAUGAGUCCCGAGUGCAUCGGAGAGGAGUGCGAGCGUAACGCCUACUCCACCCGCCAUGGAGACAUUUGGGCCCUAGGCAUCCUCCUCAUCAACAUCAUCACCGGGCUCAAUCCCUGGGAAUUGGCCGUGACGGCAGACGAAGCCUUCAGCGAGUUCAUCGUCGACGAAGAUCACUUCGAGCGCGUGCUCCCCAUCUCGAAAGGGGUCAUCCGCAUCCUGAAGCAGAUCUUCGCCAUCAAUCCGCUUGCACGACCUACCAUCCCGGAGUUGCGCGAGCGCAUCCUCGAGCUUCCCACCUUCUUCCCGCCAAAGAAGGAGGAUGCCAGCGCAAAGAAGGACAUGCAUGCACCCGUCGGGUCGAGUCACGCUACGCCCAAGGUCGAGGCGAUCGACGGAGAUGUACAGGAGGAGAUCGUCGAAGUGGAGGUGGACAUCGGCACCGUGGACCUCUUCUCGUAUGGUCUAGACGAAGGCUAUCCCCGCAGUCUCACCGACUCCGCGUCCACCUCCUCCUCGGGCAGCGAGAGCCGGGGUCCUGUUACGCCCGACGAAGACCCGCAGCUCCGCGUCGACAUUGACGUCUCCGGAUUCGCGGAGGACCUGGGAGAGGCGCUACGGCCCCUUGUGGCGAAGGCGAGGAAGCCAUCCGCUGACCACGCCUCGCCCGCGCUCAACGUGCUCGAGCGCCUCGAGAUGCUCGUUCUCGAGUAA
Messenger RNA from Fomitopsis serialis, 1284 nucleotides. RefSeq names its product kinase-like domain-containing protein. The record is from RefSeq and is a predicted model, not a curated record. The coding region runs from base 1 to 1284 and encodes 427 amino acids. Gene Ontology annotation, molecular function: ATP binding; protein serine/threonine kinase activity. Gene Ontology annotation, biological process: protein phosphorylation; intracellular signal transduction. Lineage: Eukaryota; Fungi; Basidiomycota; Agaricomycetes; Polyporales; Fomitopsidaceae. The transcript is spliced from 3 exons.